AUGAGUCGUUCGGGUCGAUGCAAAACGGUGCUCUUAGGUGACACAGGUGUCGGUAAGUCCUGUUUAGCACUCUGUAUCACUAAAGGCUAUAGUCAUGAACAUAUUGAAACCACAAUCGGUGCUGCCUACUUCCCACAUUCGGUUCAGAUUGAUCCUGAUACAGUGCUGAAGGUUGACUUGUGGGAUACCGCCGGUCAAGAAAGAUUUCAUUCUCUCGCUCCAAUGUACUAUCGAGAUGCUGCGGCAGGUUUAGUUGUUUACGACAUAACAAAUAGUGAGUCAUUCCGUCGUGCGAAGAUGUGGGUUAAAGAAGUACGUGCAGCAAAUGGGCCAAACAUGGUAGUGGCAAUAGUGGGCAACAAACUCGAUCUGGCUACAGGUGACAAACGUCAAGUAAACAGACAAGAAGUUAGUGAAUAUGCUGAAGAAAAUGAGUUGCUUUUCAUGGAAACUUCGGCACGACGUGGUGAUAAUGUCGGAGAAAUAUUUUUGACAGUUGCUAAACAAAUUGCUGCAAAACAACAAAUAAAUUCACCAAAUAGAACGAAUGAUACAAUUUCAGCAACAAGUGUGACAACCAAAACAACCAAAUCGAAUAUUUGUGGUAACUGUUAA
Adineta ricciae is the source of this 615-nucleotide messenger RNA. The record is from the annotation of a GenBank genome assembly. Lineage: Eukaryota; Metazoa; Rotifera; Eurotatoria; Adinetida; Adinetidae.